Molecule: messenger RNA, 885 nt
Organism: Prosopis cineraria
Lineage: Eukaryota; Viridiplantae; Streptophyta; Magnoliopsida; Fabales; Fabaceae
Product: NAC domain-containing protein 104-like
Exons: 3
Coding region: 217-804 (195 amino acids)
Biological process (GO): regulation of DNA-templated transcription; system development
Molecular function (GO): DNA binding
Source: RefSeq, a predicted model, not a curated record
UCAGGACCCUACUUUCUCAUGAUGUACAGUCCACAUAGCGCCGCCUUUUGUAUUGCAAGUUGCAAUAACUCCAUGCUUUCUUUCUUUUGAAUCAUAAUCAACCGGAAGCUUUCUCCCUCUUCCCUCAACUAUUUUACCUGCGUGUGUGUGUAUAAAUCACCAAGCUAGAGUCGGCGUCAAAAUCCACAGCUAAAAUCUCAAAGUACAGGAAAUAUUAUGGGAAGUGAAAGGGUGAAUCUUCCACCUGGCUUUCUCUUCUCUCCAACAGAUGAGGAACUGGUUCUUCACUUUCUUUAUCCCAAGGCUUCUCUUCUACCCUGCCAUCCCAAUAUCAUCCCUGAUCUUGAUCUCUCUCUCUCUCAGCCUUUCCAGCUCAACGGGAAGGCGUUGUCAAGUGGAAACCAAUUCUAUUUCUUCACCAAGUAUAAGAAAAAAAGAGCGACAGAAAGUGGGUAUUGGAAGAAAAUAGGAGUAACUGAGUCAGUAGUCUCAGCUGCUGGAAAGAAAGUUGGGAUCAAGAAAUAUUUAGUAUUCAAUAAUGGAGAAGCUCCUCAUGACACUGAAACCAGCUGGGUCAUGCAAGAGUACCAUCUUUGCUCUUCUGGGUCUCACAAUACGUCUCGUAUAAACACUAGAGGAACUCCAAAACCAGAUGCAAGUGAAUGGGUCCUGUGCCGAGUCUAUGAAAAGAAGAGAGGCUCUGAAGAUGAUGAUGAAGGUGGAAAUACGGAGCUUUCAUGGAUGGAUCAAAUGUAUAUGUCGACGUUGGAUGAUGAAGAAGAAGAAAUUACCUUCCCUAAUUAGAUUCAAAGCUUGGUUUACAUGUACACCAUCUUGUUGUUAGUUGCAUGCUUUGUUAUUAUUACAAUAUUAUCUUUUCAAUCU